CACAAGGGAGAAAGGGUGGGAAUAGAAUGUAAAUUUUAUAGUAGAGAAGAUUUACAUUUUGCUCUUUCUCACUAUUCAUUUGCCAUUAACAAAGGUUAUCUAGCAACUUUAAUUUUAGUUUGGGGGGCUAACACGGGUCUUGCAAAAGAAGUUUCCUCUUGCAGCACUUGCUUUAAAAAAAAAAAAAGCCUUUUGGCCACCUUCCCAGGAGGUGGUGAAUUAAGCUGCGCAGGCGCCUUGCUUCCCCCUCCAUCGGCCUCUUAGAUUGGCCUACGAUUGAUUACAUCAUUGGUCCGCGCAGCCCUAGCAGGCUUCUGGGCCUGUAGCUGAGCCGAAGCUCUUCCUUUUGCGUAGCGGGGCGGGGCAUGACGGUGGCGGGAGGUGGGGGAAGAAAAAUUGUUCUACUACGCAUGCGCACCGGGGAUGGCGACAGGGCGUCUUUCUUUGCUUCUCUCCACAGCUCUUCCCAGCCGGGGGGCUGAGUGCCCUCCCCCUUCUCUCCCUGCCCCUCCCCUUUCUCCCCCCCCAGCGCCCAGCCGGGCUUCUAACUGACAGUUGUCGCCGGGCCCCGUCCGCGCACCGCCUCCUUCUGCCCGUGUCCCCCGCAGGUAGAGGGGGCCGGGAGGGGGUGUGAGGGAGAGGAGGAGCCGGAGCCGCCGCUGCGGCCCCCUCUGGGGAGGGGAGAGGAGAGCCCCCUUCUUCCUCGCCCCCUCCCAGCCCCCCGCUGGCCCGGGAGGGGGUGGGGCGCCGAGGCCGCGGCGACCCGGCGGGGCCUGGCCGGUGAAGAGCAGGCGGGCGGGGAGCGGAGGGGUGAGACCGGCGAGGGCCGUGCGCGCGCCGCCGCCGGGGGGAGGGGAGAGGAGGGCACCUAGGCUCUCCUCUUCUCUCCCCCCUCCCCGCGCGCCAUGUAACCCCGCCCCGCCGGCGGUGAGCUCGAGACCCCCGCGCGCACCGAGCCGAGCCGGCGGCUGAGGAGAGCCAGGCCCGAUGUGGCAGGGGCUACGCGCCGCGGCCGAGCUGUGAGGAAGCGGCUCGCGUUCACGCGUCCCCCAGCAUCUCGAGCGGCUGUUCCACACCGCCCAGCCUAGGCCUGCCGGGGCAUGAGCGUGCCCGGGACGCCGGGAGCGAUGGAGCCGGCCGGGGAGGAAGAGCGGCCGCCACCGGCGGCCGAAGGAGAGGACGACGAGGAGGAGGUGGCAGCGGUGGCCCCGGCCUCAGGGCCGGCCCACGGAAGGAGUGCCUCCUCGCUGGAGGACGCGGACGAUCAGGAGGAAGAGAUGGAGGCGAUGGUGAUCGGAGGCGGUGGCUGCAAGGAGCAGGAGCUGACCUAUGAGCUACAGCAGGGCUACCGCAUCCUGGGCGAAUUCCUGCAGGAGAAGCACCGGGGCCUCACCGCCCCUUUUCUGCAGCCCUUGGGGGGCGUUGCCACCGCGGAGGAGGAGGUGGCGGAAGGGCCGCACAGCGGGGGCCGGGGCGGUCGCGCCUUCCCGCAGCAGCCUGGGCAGGGCAUAUGUCUGCUGAAGAUGGAGGAGAAGUUCGCCAGCGGCCAGUACGGGGGCAUCACCGAGUUCGUGGCGGACUUCAGGUUGAUGCUGGAGACGUGCUACCGCCUGCACGGAGUGGACCACUGGAUCUCCAAACAGGGCCAGAAGCUGGAGAUGAUGCUGGAGCAGAAGUUAGCGCUUCUCUCUCGGCACUUGAGAGAAAAGACAACGAUAGCAGUUACAUCUAGAGGCUAUUAUGGAUUGGAGGAUGAGAAGGGAACUGCAUGUACCUCAACAAGGCGUCGGUCAACACCGCGAAGUUUGGCAGGCUUGACAAGUGGAGUUUUUGAAUCUAUAAUGGUUCAAGUUUUGAGACAGGAAGAACAGCUGAGAGCAAAAGAAGAAAAAAGGCUUCGGGAGCAGGAAAGAAAAGAAGCAGAAGAAGCUAGUCAAAAGGAAAUAGAAGAAUGGGAAAGAAAACUUCUAGCUCAAGCAGCUCCAACUUGUAUGGAGACCAUGUGGGAAAUUCCAGCUAUUGGGCAUUUCCUUUGUUUAGCUCAACAAAUUCUAAAUUUGCCAGAAAUAGUCUUUUACGAAUUGGAACGUUGUCUUCUGAUGCCUCAGUGUAAUGCUUUUCUAUCGAAAAUAAUGACUUCUCUAUUAAGUCCUCCCCAUCGCAGACCUACCUUACAUCGAAGACCUACUUUGCCUUAUAGGACCUGGGAAGCAGCACUGAGGCAGAAAGUACAACAGUGGUACACUGCUGUAGGGCAGACUGAAAAUCCUGAUAACUGUGCUGAAAAACUGGGGUUGUGUCCUCAGUUUUUUAAAGUUCUUGGAGAAGUUAAUCCAUUGGAAGAAAAACCUUUUCAUGAACUACCUUUUUACCAAAAAGUAUGGCUGCUUAAGGGUCUUUGUGACUUUGUAUAUGAAACACAAAAGGAAGUUCAAGAUGCUGUACUUGGACAGCCUAUCCAUGAAUGCAGGGAAGUUAUUCUUGGUUAUGAUUAUUUGGAGAAUGCUUAUGUACAUUUUCCACAGUUCUGUGGUGCAGAUGUACGGAUUUAUAAACAGAGACCCUUUCAGGCCCCAGAAUUUCCAACUCCACCCAUUAAAAUACAAAGAGUACCUCGGAUUAAAUUGGAGAAAUUGAAGUGUGACUAUGUUAGUACAAGUAAUGGAGAACAUAGAUGUAGUAGAGACAGCCUGCCCUCUUCCUUCAAGAAAGAGCAGGAAAAUAAUUUUGAUCCAGCUUGCUGUCCUGCUAAAAUGAUCUUGGAUAAUCAUGACAUCUCUGUUGAAAUGGAAGUAAAAUCCAGCUAUGAAAUUAGAAUUCGCAGGCCUUGUGAAAUUAAAAAAACUGAUUGUUGUAAAGAAAAUUUAGAGAAACCUGGGAGUCCAGGGGAAGUUACUGGCUUUGGAGAGCCUCUCAGUCCAGGUGAAAUAAGGUUUAUAGAAAAUCAGGAAAAAUACGGUGAAGCUUCCAGAAUAAAGAUUGAACCCAGUCCAUUAAAAGAAAAUACUCUAAAAUCUUGCCAAAUACAUGUAAAUGGAAGUCACAGUGAUCAUCCAGAAAUUAACUGCCACAAAGUUGUAAGGGAUAUUCUAUUAGAGCAGUCACUACAGAGCCACAAGAAUCUCAAAGGAACUAAAAUGAGGGCAAAAAAGAAGAAAAAGAAAAAAAAGAAAUUGAAAGAUGUUUUGAAUGAAAACUUACAGAGAAAGCGUGAAGGUCUUCAUUGUCUUGCAUUCAAGUCUUACAAACCUGAGAUCCAGAAUAAGUUAUUGAUCAUCAAAAAAAAAGCAAAACACAAGAAGCACAAAUCUGGAAAAAAAUCCGUCUCUAAAAAAGCAAUCACAAAGAAGAGGAAAACUGUCACAAAGUCACCUACUGUACCAGAGUUUCAGCUUAUUUGCACUAAUCUUGAUGAACUCAGGGAAUUAAUCACAAAAAUCGAGAAUGAACUCAAAGAUCUGGAAAACAGUAGAAAAAAAUCGGGAAAAUGGUAUCAUCGGAGGCAAGCUGUAAAAGAAUUACAUAGUACAUUGAUACGUCUUUUAAAUGAAUUGCUGCCAUGGGAACCAAAGUUAAUGAAGGCUUUCCAAAGAAACAGGAGCCGCCUAAAGAAAGACUAUGAUGAUUUCAGAAGACAACCUGAUCAUGAUAAAUUUACUAGAGAACUAUGGACUACUGAUGAAGGUGAAGGAGAUCUUGGAAAAGACUCUCCUAAGGGAGAAAUCAGCAAGUCUACAGACUCAGCAGAACCUCUGGAUAUCCUGGAGAAAGAUCGCUUUGAUUCAGAUGAUAUGAAGUUGUCAGAAAUAGAUUUUCCUGUGGCUAGAAGCAAGCUGUUGAAAAAGGAAUUGCCUUCAAAAGACUUACCGAAGACACUGCUUAAAACACUUAAACGACAGUCCAAACAAACUGGUUAUGUGGAUGACAGCACAAAAGAGCUUUCUCCAAGGAAGAAGGCAAAGUUAAGCACAAAUGAGACAACAGUUGAGAAUCUAGAAAGUGAUGUGCAGAUUGACUGUUUCAGUGAAUCAAAGCAUACAGAGCCAUCAUUUCCAGAGUCAUUUGCAUUGGAUUCAGUACCAGUGACUACUCUCCAGAAAGGGACCAAACCCAUUCAGGCUUUGCUUGCAAAGAAUAUUGGGAACAAAGUGACCUUAACAAAUCAACUGCCUCCUUCCACAGGUAGAAAUGCUCCUGCUAUGGAAAAACCAGUUUUAUCUCCUCCAGAAGCAAGCCCGAUAAAGCCAGCAUUGACCUGCCACACCAACACAAAAGGUCCUUUACAAAUGGUAUACAAAAUGCCCUGUGGCCAGUGGUUGCCAAUAGAUCUUCAAAAUAGCUCUGUAAAGAUUCAGAUGCAGCCUGUGGUGGAUCCUAAAACAGGAGAAAAAAUCAUGCAGCAAGUUCUUAUUCUGCCUAAGAAUUUUGUGAUUCAACAUAAAGAAGGAAAAGCAGUUGCAAAAGAAAUGCCACCACUUCAACAGAAAGGUACAGAACAACAUUGUUCAUCUUUCCCACAGACAACAAAUAUAAAUUCUUCUUUAGCAUCAGUUUUUGUCAACUCACCAGGACGUGUUUCUACCCAACUACCAAAUACAGUUUUCAACAAAACAAUUACACCUUUAUCAAAUAUAAGUAGUGCUAGACCACAGCCUUUGUCGCCUGUAACCUCCGUAAGUAGAUUAACACCAUCAGUUAAGACUAGCCAGAGUGAGGCAGGAAAAGCCAAGAAUGCAGUUUCAGCAGCCACAUUCUCCUUGCCCAGUGCUUCACCCACCAUUUCCUCCACAGGUCAGCCUCUGUUAUCAACAACAACACUAAAUGGGUCUAUAAAUCCUGGUAGUUCCUUCAACUGUUUUGCACAACAGACUUCUGAUUCUUCUGAAGCAAAGCAAGAGCUGAAAACUGUGUGCAUAAGAGAUUCACAGUCAAUUCUUGUUAGGACACGAGGUGGGAACACUGGAGUUGUAAAAGUACAGACCAACCUAGAUCAAAAUUCACCCAAUACUGUAUCUUCAAGUUCAGUUUUCACUUUUGCUCCUCAGCUUCAGGCAUUUCUGGUGCCAAAAUCAACAACUACUUCCUCUGCUUUUUCGCCUGUAGCUGGAACAACUACUACAUCUAGUCUUUCACCUUUUAGCCAGACACCGACUUCUGUUUCCAUUCCAGCUGGCUUUGCUCCAUCCAUGGGGAAUAAUCUCAAACUUACAUUAGGCCACCCCACUAGCAGUGGUGAUUUGGGCCACAUGAUAGAUAAAACUUCACACAUGCCCUCUUCUCCCUUGAAGUCCUCUGUUUGUUCUAGUACUCUACUACCAUCAACAACAAGUAGUUCAGUAAGUGUAAUUAGUAUAUCAGCAGCAAAUUUUGGACAAAACAAUGCAAAUAUUAUUCAUACUCCAACUAAACAGCAACAAGUAGAUUAUAUCACAAAAAGUUACCCUGUUACAAGGUCAGAAGCAACAGCAACAACAAAUGGAGAUGUAAUCAGUGGGACUCCAGUUCAGAAACUUAGGCUGGUAUCAGCUCCAUCUGUUCUUUCUUCUGGCAAUGGAACUGCAAUUAAUAUGACACCUGCACUGACAUCUCCAGGUGUUUCUGCCCAGAAAUUAGUUUUUAUUAAUGCCCCAGUUCCCAGUGGUACAUCAACCCCAACUCUUGUUGCAGAAUCGUUAAAACAAACUCUUCCUCCUCCAUUGAAUAAAGCAUAUGUUAAGACUCCAGAGCAACCCCAAAUAGUACUGAUUCCAUCUACAGUGGGCACACCAAUAAAAAUAAGUUCAUCACCAGCUGUGUCUCAGAUAAAAGAUGUGAAAAUUGGACUAAACAUAGGUCAAGCAAUUGUAAAUACUUCAGGCACUGUGCCAGCUAUACCAUCAAUUAACAUUUUACAAAAUGUAACUCCAAAAGGAGAAGACAAAAGUAGCAAGGGCUAUGUUUUGCCAUUGUCAACAAGUGGUAAUUCAGUUCCAGUAAGCUCAAAUUUUGUGAGUCAGAAUAUUACCCCUGUUAAUGAAUCAGUGGUUUCUGCAGCAAGAGCAGUAAACAUGCUUUCAGUUACCGGAGCAAAUUUAUCUUUGGGUUCCCUUUCAGUGACCUCAGCCUCUGCUUCAGGUGGGGCACGACCUCCUGUUUUAGUCAGUGGAAAUGAUACCUCUUCAAGAAUUAUGCCUAUUUUGUCAAAUAGACUUUGCUCAUCAAGUCUCGGAAACACUGUGGCUAUAUCAACUGUGAAAACAGGACACCUUGCAUCGUCUGUUCUGAUUUCAACUACACAACCAGUAGUGUCUCCUAAAUGUUUAACAUCAGCUUUGCAAAUUCCUGUUACGGUUGCCUUACCUACACCUGCGACUACAUCCCCUAAAAUAAUAAACACAGUUCCACAUUCGGCAGCAGUACCAGGAGCCACACGUUCUGUAUCUCUUUCUAAAAGACAGUCUCGGAAUUCACUCCAGUUUCAGUCACCAGGGAUUUCAACUACAGUGCCAACAAAUUUAAACACAAAUAAACCUCAAACUGAAUUGUCGUCCCUUUCACCAAGUCCAGGUAAAAUAAUUAAUAUUUCCAAUUUUGCUUCUCUGCCAAAUCAGCAAGCUUUAGUAAAAACCCCCAGUUACAGUUCUGCUCCAGGUGUCGCUACCAUUCACACGGCUUCGGCACCAUCCAAUGUAACUAGUCUAGUCGGGAGUCAGUUCAGUGAACCUUGUAUUCAGCAAAAAAUAGUCAUCAAUACCAAUACACCUUUGGCACCUGGUACUCAGAUUAUGAUUAACGGAACCCGGUUUAUUGUUCCACCACAAGGUCUUGGAGCUGGCAGCCAUGUUCUCCUUAUAUCUACUAAUCCAAAAUAUGGAGCCCCCUUAGUUCUUAACAGUGGCCAAGGCAUUCAGUCUACACCAAUAGAUAACUCUGCCCAGAAGAUCACACUAGCAUCAAAUAAUUCUUUAAGUGGGCAACCUCUACAACAUCCUCUAAGAAGCCCUACAAAAUUUAUAAACUCUUUUGGGAAUGCAAGUUCUAUACCCACAGUACAUACAUCACCACAACUCAUAAACACAACUGCUAAAGUUCCUGUUCCACCUCCUGUACCAACAGUAUCACUGACUUCAGUAAUUAAGUCUCCAGCUACUCUCUUGGCUAAGACAUCUUUGGUUUCUGCCAUUUGCCCCAGUAAUCCUCCACUGCCAACUAGCACUUCAGUGUUUCAUUUGGACACACCUGUCAAAAAAUUGUUGGUUAGCCCAGAAGGAGCCAUUUUGAAUACCAUAAAUACUCCAGCAUCUAAGGUUUCUUCACUCUCUCCAUCUCUCUCUCAAAUUGUUGUAUCUGCCAGUCGAAAUCCUGCGUCUGUCUUCCCUGCUUUUCAGUCAUCGGGCUUAGAGAAGCCUGACAGAGCUGCAUCUUGAAUUUAGACUAAAAGAGCCAGUUUUUAAAUAAUGGGGCAUUGUUUUGACUCCCAUAAAAAUUUUAAAUGUUUAUUAUACUGUUGAAAGCAUACUAUACAUAGUUUUGUGUGUGUGUGUGUGUGUGUGUGUUUUAAUGUAUCUUUUCAUUAGCUUGCAACAAGGCUUUGUUUUCUUGGGGAGGGAAAAAUCUGUUCCAUUUCACUUACUGUUCUGAGGAGGGUUUCAAGGUUCUGUGUUUAAAGUCAGGAUUUACCUGUCUGUAGAACAUAAAGUGAACAAAGUGAAUAGUUUAGAGUAAGCUAGCCUUUUGCACAUUUUCAUUGACAUGUUUCUUCUUGAAUUUGGACUGUUGCAGCAUAUCUAUGAUAUGGUAUUCAGUGUCAUUAGUGAAAUCUUAUUUUUGUUUCUGUAAAAAAAUAUAUAUAUAUAUAUUUAUGCAUUGUGCAAAAUGCAGUCCAUGAUGUAAAAUUGUACAUAUUCCAGAAUCCCUAACAGCCUGUACUAAAUAUAUGUACAAAGAACUAUGCUGUCUUAUUUAUGUUUUGUUUACAUAAUGUAUAGUUUUUUAAGUAUUUUAGUAAUUUUGGACCAGUGAACUGUUAGCAACAAUGCAGAAGAAUCUGCAUGUAAUAAACUGAGUUGCUGUAUUUCUUUGUUUGAA
Messenger RNA from Nomascus leucogenys (northern white-cheeked gibbon), 8067 nucleotides. RefSeq names its product bromodomain containing 10 (gene BRD10). Lineage: Eukaryota; Metazoa; Chordata; Mammalia; Primates; Hylobatidae. The record is from RefSeq and is a predicted model, not a curated record. Gene Ontology annotation, molecular function: protein binding.